This is a messenger RNA of Anoplophora glabripennis (Asian longhorned beetle), 1405 nucleotides long. RefSeq names its product leucine-rich repeat-containing protein 15-like. Bases 11 to 1339 code for a protein of 442 amino acids. Gene Ontology annotation, molecular function: protein binding. NCBI's taxonomy places the organism in Eukaryota, Metazoa, Arthropoda, Insecta, Coleoptera, Cerambycidae. The transcript is spliced from 2 exons. The record is from RefSeq and is a predicted model, not a curated record.
CAAGCUAAAGAUGGCAGUACUAUUAUUGGUAUCUCUCAGUGCUCUUACUAUUAUAGUGAACUCGGGCGCGCCUGACUGUGGAACACGAAACCAAUUUCGACAGUACUGUUUUUCAUUCGAAUAUUGCACUAACUUCACGUGCCAAAGUGAAAAUUGCGGGCGUUUUCCACGUAACAGUGUGUUGUUAAGGAUACAGCAAAUGAGAAUUAUACCUCAGUGUGCUGUUACGCACUCAACGACCUUGAAACGUAUAAGUGGCAUCAGCAGUGGUAUACAAGUUUUGACCUCCGGUUCAUUCGCAUAUUUGCCCAAUUUAGAAAGUAUCAUUUUGUCUUUUAAUCAAAUACGCGAGUUACACCAUGGAAUUUUUUAUAAUAUUAGUGUAUCUUUACUGGAUCUGAGUUGGAACAAAAUUACUUAUAUUUCGGAAGGAGCUUUUAAUGGAAUAACUGGAUUGACACAUUUAAAUUUGAGCAGAAACGAACUGACGACUAUACCAGUGGAAUAUUUACCUAGAACCGUAGUAAAAUUAAAUUUGUCAUAUAACUUUCUAGAGUGGAUAGCUCUGAACGGGGCUAAACGACCUGACUUAACAUCCGUGGAUCUCAGCUACAACAAUUUAGAAAAUGUUGCCCUGUCUUUUGAUAAUACCCUCGAAGAGAUAGAUCUAACUCAUAAUAACUUGAAGGAUAUAGAUUUCUAUGACGUAAACGAUUGUGAAAAUUUAAGAAUACCGUCCAAUUCGUUUUCAGAUAUUCCACGAUUCUUGAAAUAUUCAAAAAUCCGGCGUGUAGCUAUACAUCCCAAUCCAUGGAAAUGUGAUGAGCUCAAGCAACUAUGGGAACAUUUACAAAACAACAAUAUCGAGGAAGAACAGUUCAUUGACGAUUCUCAGCCUGUGUGUUCCAUUAAUUCAACCACAAUUUCAUCCUUAUCCCGAAGCGUCGACUUAGAGUGUGAAAAUGAUAACCACUGUGCCAAAAAUCAGUUGUGCAGAGCUCAUAAGUGUUGGGAUCCUUGUAACAGCGCGUGUGAUAGCACAAACAUUUGCAACGUUGAAAAUCAUGGAAUUGUUUGUCUAUGUACAGGAUUGAAAAGGAAAAAUCCACAUGAAGUAUUCUCGCCAUGUUACGACGUUGAAUGUUUCACAGACAAUGAUUGUGUUUCUGGAAAUACUUGCAGUUUUAAUAAGACCUGCGUACCAUUUCAUAUUAGUGGUGUGGAACCAAUUGGCGUAAUUUCUUCUUUUGGAAGCAAUAUCAACCGCCUUGACAAUGUGCCAUGGUGGUAUGAAGAUAUACCAAAGCUAGCUCCCUCCCACAGAAUUUCUCAAAAUUGAAGGACUUUUCAAUCGUUUUUAAUUUGAUUUAUGUAAGAACCAAUUAUAUUUAAUGAUAUUUGUUGC